Molecule: messenger RNA, 3063 nt
Organism: Prosopis cineraria
Lineage: Eukaryota; Viridiplantae; Streptophyta; Magnoliopsida; Fabales; Fabaceae
Product: vesicle-associated membrane protein 722-like
Exons: 5
Coding region: 2358-2897 (179 amino acids)
Biological process (GO): vesicle-mediated transport
Cellular component (GO): membrane
Source: RefSeq, a predicted model, not a curated record
CUCGCCGAGUACACUGAGUUCUCCGGCAACUUCACCGGCAUUGCAUCUCAAUGUCUCCAGAAACUCCCCUCCUCCAGCAACAAAUUCACCUACAACUGCGACGGGCACACAUUCAACUACCUUGUCGACAAUGGAUUCAGUAAUUCUCACGUUGUCUUCUUUUCUUCUUAUGCUGAUCUGCAACUCUUUUUUUAUUUUUUUGCUUUUCUUUAUUUCCCGUCCUUUUCCCUUUAAGGCCUUUAUGAAAAUUCGUUGUUCUUUGUUCUUCUGUUCAUUUCUUGGUGGAAAUGUAAUUAGUUCCACGCGUGAUACCGGUGCUGAUUUUAAUUGGGUUUAGACAUUUCGAUGAUCCACUUGAUGUCAUCGAGUUUCUUAAUGAUCAUCGGUCUCCCAUUGUUGAUGUUGGCUGGAGUUGUAUGCACUUGGUUGUUUUUACUGCUAGAAUGUGAAAAAGGAGAAGGAGCAGGGGUAAUAAAUUCAACUGAACAUUGAGUCGUUAUUUUUGGUGGAUGGAAUUGUUAUUAACUUAAUAUUUUUUUUAUAAAAACAAUUAAAUCAAUUUUUCUUUAUGGUUCUAUCUUUAAUUUUCUGCCAUUGAAUCUGCUGUAGUUGGUUCGUUAAUUAGCUUAGGAACUAGAAAUGAAAUCGAGGAGGUAAUUCAACCUAUAUAUUUGCACAUGCGCAUCAACCACAAAUUUCUCAAGGUGAAAAUCUCAGUGGCCUGAAAGUGUAAAGGUAUAAAGUGGAUUCAUUAAGGUUUUUAUUAGUUUGGCAUAAUCAUAUGCUUAUGUUACUUAACUUCAGUUUCCAUGUUUGUUUCAAUCUUCUCUUGUAUUGAAGAGGUAAGAUUUUAUAUGAUGCUUUGUUAAAAAGUGGAGCCCAAGUUAAAAGUUGAUGCUCCUUAGGUAUAAUUUUAUAACUGAAUCUUAGUGUGCGAAUUAUUAUACUUCUGAUCAUUAUAAUUUAUAUGUGGCAUUAAAUCAUUACUUCUGAUUGUUUAAAAUGUUUUACCCUAGAGAUGUGUGAGAUAUUCUGCAUGAAUAUCUUAAUAUUGAUAACUUUUCUAAGAGUUCAAACAACUUUGAGGAUACUGCAAUUCAUGAUCUGAUAGAGUUCGUGAAAUAAGAGGAAAUCAAGGAAGGCAAUUAGGUUAGAAGAUAACAUUGUUGUUGGUUCAGAUGUUUGGCCUUUGGAUCCUGGUUAUAAGGAAAAGCAAUUGAUGGCCUAGUGAUGUGUUAGAGUCUGCCUAGUGUUGUGUUAAAAGUCUAGGGGGUUUGGGCUGCAUUAGAGUCACCUUUUGGGAUCUCUAAAUCUUCCCAUUUGCCUAGAGAGAGGUGUGGAGUAUUUUGCAAAAAUUGUGGUCAAGUGAGAAGAGUUCUAGCCUCUCGAAUGUUAGAUUGGGGGUGGAGAAGAUCAUCUUUCUUCAUCAUUUAUCUUCUACUUAGUGUGUGUUCGUGAGUGAGUGACUUAUAUUUUGUGUUGUUGUUUGGUGUGUGUAUUUUAUGCUGUUUCUGUCUGCACUUUGUAAGUUUCAAUUCCUUAUUUUGCUUGUAAUCCAAAUUUGUUAUUCAGCAAUAGUAAUUUUCAGUCCCCAUUUGUGCUGUUUUUUCUGGUUUAUGCUUGUUUAAAGCUUAUUAGAAUAGAGGGUUCUAUUGUUAUCCAAAUAAAGGUAAUGAGAUCCAUUUGAUAAUUUUCUGUAUCAUAGUACAAUUUGAUUAAAUCAUCAAUUUCUUCCUUAUAUAACCAUUUUACCUGAUCAUUUGGCAUUACUCUAAAUCAAGAGACGUACAAGAUGUGAUACAAAUCACAGAUAUGCUAACCAAAUUUAUGGACGCAUACACAUGUUGCAGUAUUUUAAAGAAACUCCUCAUUUAACACAUAGCUGCACAUUAAAGAACAAUGCAAUAUAAUACUAAUAAUCAUCUUCCAAAAUUUUAAAAAUCAAAUUGGAAGAAUGCAACCUGAUUUUAUGGGGGGCUUUCCCUCCUUGGUAGAUUUUUUUUUUCUUAAUUCUUUAUCAGCUUAAUUCAUUUCACAAAGCUGACCAACUUUUGUGAUACAAUGUUCCAUGUGACUACGUUCUGUGCAGUGGGGUGCCAAAAGAUUCACAUUGCUGGCCAGAAAAAUUAAUAUGCCUUCAACUUUUUGUCAUCUUCAAUGGAUGUGAACUUUCUCGGCCUUCUAUGUGAUCAUACCACUCCUAGUUGUUCUAUGGGAAACUUCCAUUUUGAAUUGGGAGGUUUUGGAUAAAGCAACUUGAUUAUCAAACAGGAAAUUGGGAAACGUUUUCCUCUGGCUGUUGAAGAUUUUUCUGCAUUUGAGCUCUAAACUUGGCUGUUGAAGAUUUUUUGAGUUGAAUGCUUAGCUUCUACCAGGCUUUGAUUUCCUGUCAAAUAUUCUCAAAUGAAAAUAAAAUGUCUACUUACUGUGUGGUUGCCAUUGAAUCUGUUGGUAGACAGAUUCCAUUUGCUUUCCUUGAACGUAUCAAGGAGGAAUUCUCCAAGAAAUAUGCUGGAGGAAAAGCUGCAACAGUGGCUGCUCGUAGCCUCAACAAAGAGUUCGGAUCCAAGUUGAAGGAGCAGAUGCAGUACUGCAUUGAUCAUCCGGAGGAGAUCAACAAGCUUGCCAAAGUGAAAGCUCAGGUUUCUGAAGUCAAGGGAGUUAUGAUGGAAAAUAUUGAGAAGGUUCUUGACCGUGGAGAGAAGAUUGAACUUUUGGUAGACAAAACUGAAAACCUUCGUUCUCAGGCUCAAGAUUUUAGGCAGCAGGGAACCAAGAUUAGGAGAAAGAUGUGGUUCCAGAAUAUGAAGAUAAAAUUAAUAGUUCUUGCCAUCAUAGUUCUACUGAUUCUCGUUAUCGUUUUUUCUAUAUGCGGUGGCUUCAAGUGUGGUAAAUGAGUCUUAUUUUUUUUUCAUAAGGUUGUCACUCGCAGAUUGGUUUUUCCCUACAUAAUCAAUGUUUUCCCCCCUUAUUUUUAACUUUAAUUUUUUUUAAUACUUUCCUUUAACUCGUAUGAUAUGUUGAUCUCUUUGCAAGACAUUGCUUGUAUAGUGUGCAAUAUCC